This is a messenger RNA of Engraulis encrasicolus (European anchovy), 2577 nucleotides long. It is a transcript of the gene gnsb, whose product is annotated as glucosamine (N-acetyl)-6-sulfatase (Sanfilippo disease IIID), b. The record is from RefSeq and is a predicted model, not a curated record. The transcript is spliced from 13 exons. Gene Ontology annotation, biological process: glycosaminoglycan metabolic process. The coding region runs from base 144 to 1706 and encodes 520 amino acids. NCBI's taxonomy places the organism in Eukaryota, Metazoa, Chordata, Actinopteri, Clupeiformes, Engraulidae. Gene Ontology annotation, molecular function: glycosaminoglycan binding; N-acetylglucosamine-6-sulfatase activity.
ACUUCCUCAAACUCAAAUCAGACCUCCUCCGCUGCAUGUCUUUCAUGUGUUUGCCUCCCCUCCCACCCGAUACUUUUCAAUGCACAAACACGCCGUUGUGGACAGACAGACCAGCUGUGUGGAGCAGAAGUAGCUCGUAGCUAAUGGCAAGUUUGGAGGCCAGUUUAGGACAGAGUGCUCUACAUCGGACACUGUGCGCGGCUAGAGUCACCGCGCUCUUUCUCGCCUUUGCUGCAUGUUUGCCCAGGUGUACAGAAUGUGCGAAGCCAAGCAACAUUGUGGUAAUAGUGACCGACGACCAGGAUGUUCAACUUGGUGGACUGACACCAAUGAAAAAGACUAAAUCACUAAUAGGGGAUGCUGGCGUCACCUUUUCUAAUGCGUUCACAGUAACACCUCUAUGCUGUCCGAGUCGGAGUAGCAUCCUCACAGGCCGGUACCCCCACAACCAUGAGGUCCGCAACAACUCCCUGUCUGGCAACUGCAGCAGUGCUGCGUGGCAGAAGGACUCGGAAUCCCUGGCCUUCCCUGUCUUCCUCAGCAAGGGGGGAUACCAGACCUUCUUUGGGGGGAAGUACCUCAACCAGUAUGGGAAGAAGGAGGCAGGUGGUGCUGACCAUGUGCCGCCUGGUUGGGACCAGUGGAAUGCACUGGUGGGGAACUCUGUGUACUACAACUACUCGCUGUCGAACAACGGCAAAGAGGAGCCACAUGGAGAUGACUACAACAAGGACUACCUCACAGAUCUCAUCUUAAAUAGGUCGCUGCAUUUCCUGGAGGACAGGAGUCCCCAGCACCCCUUCUUCAUCAUGCUGGCCCCCCCGGCCCCCCACUCCCCCUGGACACCGGCCCCCCAGUACCAGAAGGAAUUCGGGGACGUGAAGGCACCACGUGACGGGAGCUUCAAUAAGGCUGGCAAAGACAAGCACUGGCUCUUGCGACAGCCUGUGAGCCCGAUGCCAGAGAGCUCAGUGAACUAUUUAGAUGAUGCUUACCGCAAAAGGUGGCAGACGCUGCUGUCUGUAGAUGACAUGGUGGCGGCCCUGCUGAAGAAGCUGGAUGAGGUGCAGGAGCUCAACAACACAUACAUCUUCUUCCUCUCAGACAACGGGUACCACACAGGUCAGUUCUCUCUGCCCAUAGACAAGAGGCAGCUGUAUGAGUUUGAUAUCCGCAUUCCCCUCAUGGUCCGCGGCCCAGGCAUCAAGGCCAACUACUCUCUCCCCACCCCUGUGCUCAAUAUUGAUCUGGCCCCCACCUUCCUGGACAUAGCGGGAUUCAAUCUCAGUCAAUUCAACAUGGACGGACAGUCUUUCCUACCACAGAUGGCCCCGUCCUUGCGGAAUGGAACUGCCCGAGCCUUCUUCCUCGUGGAGCACACAGGGGAGGGACACAACUCUGAGGACCCUGCCUGUCCAAAGCUGGGGCCUGGUCUGGCCAAUUGCUUUCCUGACUGCAUAUGUGAGGAUGCCUUCAACAACACGUACGCCUGUGUGAGAACUAUAGCCGAUUGCAACCUUCAGUACUGCGAGUUUGCAGACAGUGAGUCCUUUGUAGAGGUGUACAACCUGACGUCGGACCCUCACCAGCUGGAGAACAUCUUGAAGAAAGUGGACCCUGCCCUGCUCCAGACCAUGAACCAGCGCCUCAUAAAGCUCCAGUCCUGUGUGGGCCAAGAGUGCCGGGACGCCAGCAACAAACGAUAGUUAAGAUCUCACCCAUCAAUGGAACCCGAUAACAAAGAGUCCCUCCCUGCCACCACCUGGGCCCGUACUGAAGAUGCACCUAUAGCCAUUCAGAAGACCAAACUGAAGGCGCGUCGAAACCCCAAAGGGAGUUUUUAGAUUGGACUGUUUCACCUUGGAACAGUUUCUAUCGUCACAGUACUAUGGUGGCAUUUUCGUUAGUGUUUUGUUUGCAACCAAACAUUUUUUAAAAAGAGGGGUUUUUUUUUGUUUAAAUCUGGUUCUUGCAGGUUUUACUUUCCGAAUAACCACUGCCCUGUCAAUGUCCUUGCAGUGGGACAAGAGGGAACAACAGUGUGAUGUAGUAUACAGUUGCUUUUGUCGCCGUAGCACUUUCAUUUGGAGUAUGAGAGAUGAGAGUAGUGUGAUGAAGUGAAGCCUUGAUGGUGUUGGUCCUGCUGUAUUUCUUUUGAAGGGAAUGUCUGUGUUUUAUUUACCAUGCAGUCAUCUGUCCUUGUGAGCCCGUCUGUUGCCAUAUCUUUCCAUUUUACUUCUUUUUACACUUCAGUUUUGAGGUCAGGUGUAGACGACGUGCACUCCAAUUGCAUAUUCCAUAGGAACCUGAAGUCUGCUGCCUGGUGUGGUAUGAGCCAAAGUCCCGUUUAUUCUGUCUGUUUUGUUUGUGUUUGGAAUGUAUGUGAUUUUUAAGUGUAUGUGCUGUAGGAGAUUUAAGGGAUAUUUUUUAACAUUAUGCUGAUCCUUUUAUUAAAAUAAUGACUGUGAUUAUGUGCCUUACCCUUUGCACUGAACUAGUAUGGUUGCCUUUAUAUGACGGAAAUGUAUAAAGGAAUUGUGGAAAGAAAUCAAUAAAAAUGAUCAUCAGUAUAAAUUA